CUGCAGGUCAGGAACAUCGAUUUAAGAAUAUAACAAUAAUAAUAAUAUCACUGAAUCGCCAAGGCAGUCUAGGAUGAUGAUUUUAGAUGGUUUGCACUGGUCUAACAACAACAGACCAGCAUCGGUCAAGACCAGAUGUUAUUGUAAUUAUUGUUAUUGUAAUAAGCCUGAUAACAAGCCGGUGCUCCACACAGAGAUCUAAACCGAUCGUGAACUGUCUGGGGUGACAUAAAGAAACAGAACAGACUGAGAUAGACCGAAUCCAGAAGAUCUGGCAACGCCUACAAGAUGCUUCCAGAAACCUACCUGCAAAGCUACAGCACUGUUAAAAGUUUUAGUCACUUGUUUAAAGUGCUGUAAAAUGAGGACGAUGUCAAAAAAAUAACGCCAUAAAUAGAUUGUUUUUUUAAAGAAAUAACUUCUAGCAACUAAAUUUAAUCAAAAUUUGGUUUGACUAUCCUUCAUUUUUCCAGGUAAGCUUGAAUCUUGGAGACGUUGCAGUUCUUCUGGAUUUAGUCUGUCUCCGUUUGGUCAGUUUUUUCAUUUCUUCAUGUCAUUCCAGACAGACUAUGAUGAAGAUGAUGAUGAUGAAGAUGAUGAUAUUGAUGAUGAUGAGAUCAGAUCUGUGUGUGGAUCACAGGCUGUUGUCAGACCUCUUGUGCAACCAAAAAUACGAUUAAUGCCAAAAUGAAUGUUUGGAAUUGUAAACUGAUAUUUCCUACUGACACGCUACAUCAAAAUAUAGAAAUAACUGACAAUGAAAAUACUAGUGUUCUAAUAAUUAGAUAACUAAUAUGCUUCAUGUGCUUUAUCAUUUUGCGUGAACACUUACAUACUUACAGUAACUAUUCCAGCAGCGUAUUAUGGAAUACAAUUGCUUCUUGAUGAAUACGUCCUUUUAAUAAAUGAUACUUUGGAGGGCUCCAAAAGUCGAUACAGCUAAUUGCUAGUGACUUUGAUUUUCUAGUCCGAAACUCUUAUUAUGAAAUCACAGCAAGCUAUUUCCUUGUUAAACCCCGCCUUCAUUAAACGCGCGUUUCUGAUUGGUCGAGAAUCUGUCAGCAAGCGGCCUUCGCCGACGGAACUUUGUGUAGUCAGAAAAACGCGCCAAAGCACGUCGCGGGGCUGGUUGAACAAAAUACAGGAGGAUGGCAUCGACAAGUAAAGCACAACCUCAGACGAGAAAUUUACCAUGGGUUGAAAAGUACAGGCCACAGACAUUAGAUGACCUCAUCUCUCAUCAAGACAUCCUGAGCACAAUCCAGAAGUUCAUCAGUGAAGACCGACUGCCUCACCUGCUUUUCUAUGGACCUCCGGGAACGGGAAAGACCUCAACUAUCCUAGCAUGUGCCAAACAGCUGUACAAAGAUAAAGAGUUCAACUCCAUGGUCCUGGAGCUCAAUGCGUCAGAUGACCGUGGUAUAGAUGUGGUGAGGGGUCCAAUCCUCAGCUUUGCCAGCACGCGAACCAUUUUCAAGAAAGGCUUUAAGUUGGUGAUCCUGGACGAGGCGGAUGCUAUGACCCAGGACGCACAGAAUGCUUUAAGGAGAGUCAUUGAGAAAUUUACAGAGAACACACGUUUCUGUCUGAUCUGUAACUACCUUUCAAAGAUCAUACCUGCACUGCAGUCUCGAUGCACGCGGUUUCGUUUCGGCCCCCUGUCCCAGAGCCAGAUGAUUCCCAGACUAGAGCACGUGAUACAGCAGGAGAGCAUUGACAUCACUCCAGAUGGCAUGAAGGCCAUUGUGACCCUUUCGACAGGAGAUAUGAGACGAUCAUUAAACAUUUUACAGAGUACACAUAUGGCCUAUGGGAAGGUGACAGAGGAGACGGUGUACACAUGUACUGGACAUCCUCUCAGAUCAGACAUCGCCAACAUACUGGACUGGGCCCUCAAUAAAGAUUUCACCACUGCAUAUAACCAAAUUUUGCAGCUUAAAACUCUAAAAGGUCUGGCACUUCACGACAUUUUAACUGAAGUCCAUCUUCUCAUCCACCGUGUGGACUUCCCACCCUCCAUCCGCAUGGGCUUGCUUAUAAAACUUGCAGAUAUUGAGUAUCGUCUGGCCACUGGAACCAACGAGAAGAUCCAGCUGAGCUCAAUGGUUGCAGCUUUCCAGGCUGUUAGAGACAUGGUAGUUAGCGAUGGAUAGACCCCUGGUUCACACUUUGAAAGAGUUGAAAUGUAACACAGAUCUGUGAUGUCGUAAGAGCAUGUGGUUUACUUCAUAUUGUUCAAAAAAUCAGAACCCGGUAAUAUCUUUAUUUGUAUGUUUAUUUUUUAAGCUUGAAAUGACGCUUGUCUCUUUUGUAAAACAGUUCCUACAUUUUUUUUUAUGUAAAAAAUAAAGUCUUUAAAUAAAUA
This is a messenger RNA of Puntigrus tetrazona (Sumatra barb), 2365 nucleotides long. It is a transcript of the gene rfc5, whose product is annotated as replication factor C (activator 1) 5. Gene Ontology annotation, cellular component: nucleus; DNA replication factor C complex. The record is from RefSeq and is a predicted model, not a curated record. NCBI's taxonomy places the organism in Eukaryota, Metazoa, Chordata, Actinopteri, Cypriniformes, Cyprinidae. Gene Ontology annotation, molecular function: ATP binding; DNA binding; DNA clamp loader activity. Bases 1149 to 2153 code for a protein of 334 amino acids. The transcript has 11 exons. Gene Ontology annotation, biological process: DNA-templated DNA replication; DNA repair.